AUGAAAAAAUGGCAAUUUAGUUCAGAGUCCGUUACAGAAGGACAUCCUGAUAAAGUUUGCGACCAAAUAUCAGAUGCCAUCUUAGAUAAGAUUUUGGCAGAAGAUAAAAAUGCGAGAGUGGCGUGCGAAACUAUGGCAUCCACAGGAAUGAUAGUUAUAACUGGAGAAAUUUCAACAGAAACUUAUGUGGACUUUGAAAAAACUGCAAGAGAAGUCCUAGAAGAUAUUGGAUACAACAGGGCAAAAUUUGGUUUUGAUGGAAGAACUUGUGCAGUCCUUUCUGCAAUCAAGGAACAAUCUUCUGACAUAGCCAUGGGUGUUGACAGGUUUAAAGAAGAAGGAGUAGAUGAACUUGACUCCUUUGGAGCAGGAGAUCAAGGUAUUAUGUUUGGAUUUGCCUGUAACGAAACUGAAGAGUUAAUGCCACUUCCAAUUUCACUUGCCCAUAAGCUAUCAAGAAGAUUAACUGAAGUAAGAAAGAAUAGAACUCUUGACUACCUAAGACCAGAUGGCAAGACUCAAGUCACAGUUGAGUAUGAAGAAGACAAGCCUGUAAGACUUAAAAAUGUUGUAGUAUCAUCUCAACACGCUCCCGGUGUACCUAUGGAACAAAUUAGGGAAGACAUUAUUAGAGAAGUAGUUGAAAAAGUUGUGCCAAAAAAAUUCAUUGACAAAGAUACAGAAUUUUUCAUUAACCCAACUGGAAGAUUUGUUAUUGGUGGACCGAUGGCUGAUGCAGGACUUACUGGUAGAAAAAUAAUUGUUGAUACCUACGGCGGUUUUGGAAGACAUGGCGGUGGAGCCUUCUCAGGAAAGGAUCCAACAAAGGUUGACAGGUCUGGUGCCUACUACGCAAGAUACAUUGCAAAAAAUCUUGUGGCAGCAGGGCUCGCAGAUAAAGUUGAAAUUGGACUUGCCUAUGCAAUUGGUAUUGCAAGACCAACUUCAGUUUAUGUAGAAACUUUUGGAACUGGUAAACUAUCUCAUGAAGAAAUCGAAAAAAUUAUUAUGGAAAACUUCGACAUGAGACCAGCUGCAAUUAUUCGUGACCUUGACCUAUUGAGACCAAUCUAUAGACAAACAGCAACCUAUGGUCACUUUGAAAGAAAUGAUUUAGACCUUCCUUGGGAAAAGACUGACAGGGUAGAAGACCUUAAAAAGUACCUAAAAUAA
Trichomonas vaginalis G3 is the source of this 1173-nucleotide messenger RNA. Its product is annotated as S-adenosylmethionine synthetase family. Gene Ontology annotation, molecular function: ATP binding; methionine adenosyltransferase activity. Bases 1 to 1173 code for a protein of 390 amino acids. The record is from RefSeq and is a predicted model, not a curated record. NCBI's taxonomy places the organism in Eukaryota, Parabasalia, Trichomonadida, Trichomonadidae. Gene Ontology annotation, cellular component: cytosol. Gene Ontology annotation, biological process: S-adenosylmethionine biosynthetic process. The transcript has a single exon.